CUGCCAAAGUCUGCAAAAAGCUCCAGUACUGUUUGGUAAAGUAAAAAUCAGGAUACACCGUAUCUGUUUUGAGUUCCUCUGAAAAAACCUGUUACAGUCUGGCCUUGCGUAGUAUGCCACUGUCGUUGCGUAGUGUGCCACUGUCAUUGAGGAAGAAUAUGAACACCAUGAUCAUGGUCAAGUAGAGGAUGGUAGUGGUGGUGAUCUGUAGCUUGGAAAAGAAGUAGUGCACAUCGAAGACUCACAAGACAUCUCACCCAUUGAGCAUGAUUGGGAUGCUCGGGAUCCACGUGCACAACAGUGGGUAUGAGUUCCCGCCAAUAUCCAACAACUUCGCAAAACCAUCGAAGAGGAGCGGGACAACAUUCCACAGGCCUCAAUCAACAACCUGAUCAACUCUAUGCUAAGGAUCACAUUGUUGUUGUGGUCGUAGAAGAGUACAGAGAUGGGACUGAGCUUGGUGGGUGCGCAGCACGCUUUGGGAACCUCAUCCGGCUUCAAAAGGGUUCGCGGACGUCGGGAGGUGGACAGCGACAGCGACUUCGAAGAGGAAUCAACUGUACUGGAUGAGGUCCAGUUGGAUGUGCCACUGCUGCCAGUUAUCCUUCAUGUCCAGGAUGCUGCUAUCAUCCUCGAGAAUGUGCCAGAUGUGCUGACUAUCCUUGAGGAGGCCACUGGUAAUUGGCAGCUGAUACCGAUUAGGUUCAGCCCCCUGUACUGUGGGCCUGUUGUGAUCAGGAAUAAUGCCGGUCCGGUGGCUAAAGCCUGGAGAACAUUCCAGUUCAUCAGCCCCUCUAUCACCUACAUGCGUGGGGGAUCCCAGCAGGUGGUGGUGAGGAUGCACCAUGUGAGUAGGGUUCGAGGCCUGGAGACUCAACUGGUGUGGGCCAUCUCCAAGGAGACAGCCAGGCUUAGUCCAGAGGGCAUCCCCUACUGUGCCACCAAUGUGCAGUCCGUCACUUGGAUCCAGUAUGUGGCUGGCAGGGUGACCCAGUAUGCGUCUCACCUCCGCCACGAGACGUCUGUGGAUGUGACGUUUGGCUGCUACCAGCAGACUGAUGUCUCGGUGGUGUACGCCACUCUCCACAUGGGGCUGGAUGGGCUGCUCUCCUCCUCGGGGGGGUCGGAGGCUGCCUCCGUCUCUACGCCCACCAAUCAGCAGUUCACUGAGCCAGAGCCUGAGGGCCACAACUGCUAUGAGGGCUGGGAGGAGGACCUGCUGCCUGAGGAGAGGGAGGUUCCUCUGCUAAACCUCUACCUUACCACCAAGAGAGUGGAGGACAUCGCCCUGAGGCUCGUCUCCCUGCGCCAGGCCUUCACUACACUGCUUGGUUCCACCCUGGGCAGGAACCAUCUGUUUGUGGCAGGAAAGGUCCUAAUGGGUGCACUGGUUCAGGCCCACCACAUGGACGAGGCCGAAUUCAUCCGUGCCUAUAAUGACUUUGUGGACUACCUGAGUGACCCCUCCAAGAAGAUUGACAUUGAGAGGGAGCUGGCUGAGGCAAAGAUCCAUCAUGUUAACCUGAUAGAUGUCCUCUUUGAACUGGUGCUGUUUGGGUUGAUGACAGCUCAGAAGUCCCUGAUGGUGCACCCUGGUGGGUUCAUGGAGCGUCUGUACACUCUCCUGUACUCCUUCCUGCCCGCUGCUGCCAGCAUUGAGCCAAAGGCUGAGAGAUACCUGCUGCUGCUCAAUGGUGGGCUGAUGGCUCUGCUUGAUGACAUGUUUGGGCAGCAGCUGGCCUGGUACUUUAACCCAGAAUCUCUGGUCACUGAGCUCUCCAGCCUCCUGGAGUACCACCUGGAGAACCUCAUGGCCAGCAUGUAGUCCUACUGCAGAGAUCUGAAAGGCCACUCUCUCUCUCUCCGUCCAUCUCUCUCUGUCCAUCCAUCUCUCUCUCUCUCUCUCUCUCUCUCUCUCUCUCUCUCUCUCUCUCUCUCUCUCUCUCUCUCUCUCUCUCUGUCCAUCUCUCUCUCUCUCUCUCUCUCAGGAUUUGAGGACUUGAAGUGCUUCGUUGAACCUUGAUUAGUUAACACCACAUUCAAUUAAUGUAUUCUCUUGUUUUCUC
This is a messenger RNA of Oncorhynchus keta (chum salmon), 2066 nucleotides long. RefSeq lists its product as uncharacterized. The transcript is spliced from 16 exons. Lineage: Eukaryota; Metazoa; Chordata; Actinopteri; Salmoniformes; Salmonidae. Gene Ontology annotation, biological process: mitochondrial fusion. Bases 446 to 1825 code for a protein of 459 amino acids. The record is from RefSeq and is a predicted model, not a curated record.